Messenger RNA from Talaromyces rugulosus, 1584 nucleotides. RefSeq lists its product as uncharacterized. Bases 1 to 1584 code for a protein of 527 amino acids. NCBI's taxonomy places the organism in Eukaryota, Fungi, Ascomycota, Eurotiomycetes, Eurotiales, Trichocomaceae. The transcript is spliced from 4 exons. The record is from RefSeq and is a predicted model, not a curated record. Gene Ontology annotation, biological process: regulation of transcription by RNA polymerase II. Gene Ontology annotation, cellular component: nucleus. Gene Ontology annotation, molecular function: RNA polymerase II cis-regulatory region sequence-specific DNA binding; DNA-binding transcription factor activity, RNA polymerase II-specific.
AUGGAAGCUACGGUGCCCGUGUCGUACCGCAUCCCCAACAGCGACCUGAGAGCCUUGGAGCCGCCUCGCUUUUUGGGCUCGCACGUCGACCAGUCGCUGCCGUACUUUCCCAGCGCUUCCGUGGCAUAUGCCUCACACCUGGCCGCACCGCCCUCUUACGAUGUCAUUGGCAACUAUCAGUCAUACCAACAGCAGCCUUUUUUCUGUCCGCCGGCUACAUCGCAGCAUCACCAACAGCAGCAGAAUCAGAAUCAUCCCCAGCAGCAACAGCAGCAACAACACCAACCGCACCAACAACAACACCACCACCAGCAACAGAAACAACAACCACACCAACAGCAGCAGCAUCACCAACCGUACCAACAGCAGCAGCACCACCAACCACACCAACAACCACAUCAACAUCACCAACAACUCCACCAGUCACACCAACACCCCCAGGUUCGUCUCCCCGAAGCCGUCCCUCUGUCCGCUUCGCCCGAGCAUCAACCCAAGACUGUAAUCUAUUCCAGCCAUUCCAGCCACUCCAGCCACUCUAGCAAUUCCAGCUAUCAUGGCCAUCCCAGGCCACUUCCAGACACCCAGCCUCGCCUCCUCACCAACUAUCACCCCAACACCACACACAUCACCCCGGUUGUCCGACAUCCACCCUCGCCGACGAUCAAGAAAGAACAAGACUCGUCCACCAAAGAGGUCGAGUUUGCUACCGAAAUCGACGUCUUGAUGAAGGCUAUCCAGUCUCACGACGGCUCCGGCUCCGGCUCCUCAACCCCGGGCCCACAGCAGUUCUCGCCAGUCCAGCCCUAUCAGCAGAAUCCGUACGCAGUCAACGCGCCGCCGUACCAAUAUCCGCCUCAUCCUAGAGUUCCUGCAAGCUCGCCUGACAGAAUCCAGGAUCAGAGUCAAAAAGCAAAACGUAAACAUCAGUGCACUCUGCCCGAGUGUGGCAAGUUUUUCACCCAAAAGACGCACCUCGAUAUUCACAUGCGAGCCCACACGGGCGCCAAACCAUUUCAAUGCAAAGAGCCAUCAUGCGGGCAGCGUUUCUCGCAACUAGGCAACUUGAGGACCCAUGAGCGCAGACACACUGGCGAAAAACCCUAUUCGUGCGAGAUCUGCCACAAGAGAUUUGCCCAACGCGGCAAUGUCAGAGCCCACAAGAUCACGCACGAACAAGCCAAGCCAUUCACAUGUCAGCUAGACAAUUGCUGGAAACACUUUACCCAGCUAGGAAACCUCAAGUCCCAUCAAAACAAAUUCCACGCAACAACCCUCAGAAAUCUGACACUGCGGUUCGCCAAUGUCGACCCGGACGCGAUGACGCCAGACGACCGCAGUCUCUGGACAUACUUUGCCAGUCUGUACAAAAACAGCAACAAGGGCAUCAAGGGACGAGGCAAAGACCGCAAAAUCUCAUAUUCGACGGUUCUUCGCAGCAAGGAUCCGGACAUGAAGGAGCUGCCUCCCAGUGACGAUAGUAGCUACGAUGGCGGCGAAUACGACGACGAGCCUCACAAACGCUACAUCCAUGCGGGUCUGAUGCAUCAUCUGCAUCAUAAUCCAUACACCAAGAAAGAGCAAUGA